Messenger RNA from Thunnus maccoyii (southern bluefin tuna), 1124 nucleotides. Its product is annotated as jupiter microtubule associated homolog 1-like. Lineage: Eukaryota; Metazoa; Chordata; Actinopteri; Scombriformes; Scombridae. The transcript has 5 exons. Gene Ontology annotation, cellular component: nucleus. The record is from RefSeq and is a predicted model, not a curated record. Bases 138 to 671 code for a protein of 177 amino acids.
GGUGUUCGUUAAGUUUGUCAGUGUCGGGUGGAGUCAACGUCCCGUCGCAUCUCUGCGGGGAAGGAGUAGAUUGUCUUUUUUAACUAGUUUUUCAUUGACUAUUUCUUACCGCAAAGACACCGAAAUCCUCCAUAAAGAUGACGACGACAACAACCUUCCAAGGAGUGGAACCUGGCGCUAAAAGCAGUUCCAGGGUACUACGACCGCCAGGCGGAGAAACCAGCUUCACCUUCGGCACAGAUGACAAUACAACGCCCCAGCGCAAGAACAAGAUGGCCUCUAGCAUCUUUGCAGAACCUGACGACCCCCAUGCUCAUCGGAGGAACAAUCCACCCACUGGGACAGCCGCAGGGACCCUGUGCGGAGAACCAUCUGCCCCACUAAGGAGGUGCCAGCAGCCUCUUCUCUUCCCUAAGAACCCUCAACCGGAACUGACCACCAUCCACAACUCUGGGGCAGCCAUGGUCUGGAACCAGAGACGAGAGGGGGAGAAUGGCCAGAAUGGCGAAGAACCAGGAAAUGAUGAGUAUCCUGACAAUCAGGAGGAGGAGCAUGACGAGCCAGAGCAGAAGGAGACAUCACAGUCCUCCACCCCGUCGGGAGGUGCCAACGCUGCCUCGGGCAACCGAAGAAACCCACCCGGUGGCAAGUCCAGCCUUAUCCUGGGUUGAGACCACUUAUUGUUUUUUUUCUUUUUUUUUUUUUUUCAUUCGAACGCUUUUUUAUUUUUUAAAAAAAAUAAAUACCCUCUCUUCCUCCUCAUCCACCUGUCACCUUCUUCCCUCCUUCACCUAUGUACUUCACAUGCACUCAUGCCGUCACGUCCAUGGACCCCCCCCCCUCGCCCCUCCCCUCGCCCUCUCCUUCCACCCUCAAACCUUUUGUUUUGAUCCUUUUUUCUAUUAAAAGAAGAAAACUGUUGACAAAAGCACUUUAUGUAUCUCUCUCUCCCCCUCCCCCCGCCCCCCUCGCAUUUCAGCCCAUCCUGUAGUGCAUCGCGCCUGCUGGGAAAGGCAUGACGUUUAGCUUGUCUCUCAUUCUUCCCUGUUGUAAAUGGUAAAGGAAAAAAUAAUAAAGAUUUGAUGCGUGAAUUUCUAAAUACAAUAAAGAUUGAUAUGAAUUUC